This is a messenger RNA of Castor canadensis (American beaver), 2861 nucleotides long. Lineage: Eukaryota; Metazoa; Chordata; Mammalia; Rodentia; Castoridae. The record is from RefSeq and is a predicted model, not a curated record.
UGGGGUGAUUUCUGAACACACCAAGAAGAUGUGCACAAGGUCCCUGCGCUGCCCCCAGCACACUGAUGAGCAGAGGCGAACUGUGCGGAUUUAUUUCCUUGGGCCCUCAGCAGUCCUUCCGGAGGUCGAGAGCUCCCUGGAUAAUGACAGUUUUGACAUGACUGACAGCCAGGCCCUGAUCAGCCGGCUUCAGUGGGAUGGCUCCUCUGAUCUCUCACCUUCUGAUUCAGGCUCCUCGAAGACGAGUGAAAAUCAGGGAUGGGGUCUAGGUUCCAACAGCUCUGAGUCACGGAAAACCAAGAAAAAGAAAUCCCAUCUGAGCCUGGUAGGGACUGCCUCCAGCCUGGGCUCCAACAAAAAGAAGAAGCCAAAGCCACCGGCUCCCCCAACGCCCAGCAUCUAUGAUGACAUCAACUGACUCGGGUGCAAGGGAUAGCCUUUGGCUGAGCAGAGCCCUCUCUCCCGACCCCCACCCAGGUGGCAUAGCCUGGCACAUGGACGGCUGCUGGGGGUUUGGGCUUGGGAAGCUUGGUGGGCCGCGCAGGCAGAGGAUCUAGUUAUGCACCCCUGGGGGGUGUCAAGGUCCUCUGCAAUGAAGCACGACCCCUUGGUGUGCAGGACUCAGACCUGGAUGUAUUAUGCCUUGGACAUAAGUUUGGUGGGGAGGCAGUUUUCCUAUUUAUUCUGUGAGUUACUGGAUGUCCAGCUAGGCCAGGGGCCUGACCUGGGCACUGUGCCAGGGCACUGCCUGUCCCCCACCCCAGGAACUGGACUAAGCCCUGCUGAGGGGCGUUGUGGCUACCUGGGAGGCCGUGGGUUAGAAGCUGAGCCUGGAGGGGGUCUCCCCCAGCUGCCUUCAGCAAUGUGAAUGGGUCCGGUGCUUGGAGCUGAGGGGCAAGGCUGUGCGUGUUCUGUCUGUGUGCAGUCCUGUCAGAUGCCCCCAGUCCCAGGGGUCGGCAGGCACAGAGUACUGUGUGCUGAGGUAGGCGCCCAGAACUGCCGCCGCCUUUCCUGCCCCUCACAGGGGCAGCCCUUCCCUUCAGUCCCCAGGGGCCUCCUUGGCAGCAGGAGCUGUCCUUUUGUUGGGUGCCAGGAAAGGGCCUUCAGUCUCUACAGCUUCAAGGGAUGGAAUGGGAGGGUAGGAAGAGGGAGCUGCGGAUCAAAAUUACUCCCCCUGCCAUCCCUCCCACACCCAGGACUGGUGAGGAGUGGGGCCCCAAGGUGAGAGGGAACGGUGCUGCUUUAUUUGAAAUGUUUUCUUACCUCAUUCCCUGCCCCAGGAAGGGGCCCAGCCUCACCCUCCUGGGGUGGCCCCAUGUUCCUCCUGCCCACCCUGCCCUGUUGCCCUGCCCUGCUGGGGCAGCCUGAGUUCCCAGCUGCUGCUUGCCACCCCCUCACCUUGACCAGCUUCAGUUCCUCUCAGUGCUCCUGCCUCCAAAGCCUGCCCUAUUUCCCUUUCCUUUGCCGCUUUUAAGUUAUUUAUUCUGUACUUGUGGUUUGGGGCUCUGAGGAAAAUCUUAAAUCUUGUGCCUCUCCCCCUUUGCUAGGAGUGGGGUGGGAAGAGAGUGGUUGCUGUGUUUCAGGAUGUCAGUGGAGGGGUUGGGGUGUCAUUGCCCUUCUGUGGGAAUGUCAUGCCAGGGUGCCCACCUGUCUGACCUACAUCCUGAAGAGAUGUACUGUCCCACCUCCAUGUGGGCACCAUCACCACCCGGAGCCGAACUGGAGGACCAUGGUCUGGGCUGGGAGCAGAGCUGACAGGGAUGGAGCUGACCCUGAGCCGAGUUCUCUGGCACUUGCUGGACAUGCCCCCUGCCACUCUCACAUUUGGGUAGCUAGUACCCAGGACUGAUUGGACUGAUUUGGGUUAGGGACCCUGGAGGGUUAAGGGAACAACAGAUAGGGUUGCAUACCCUAUCUAGAACCCCAGUCUCCCCCUGGGGUUGUUCUGAUUGUGGCUGAUGCCUGGUUACAAAUUGGUUUUUAACCCAAGUAUUGUGAUUAUUUUUUAAAAAGCCAAGCCAAUUUUGGCAGAAGUUAGAAUAAAUUCUGGGGCCUGGGCUCCUCUGUUCUUGGCCCUCCACAUCCUUCUCCCUAGAAAGGGAAGCCAGAGGGAGAGGAGGAGUUCAGUGAGCUUCCAGUGGCUUCCAAGUACAUGCUUGGAAUCUGUUGAAGGUGAGGGGAGGAAGGCCAAGAGGCCACUCUUCCUUGAGAGGCAGCUGCAGCUCAGGCCCUAAUUCACCCUGUCCCCUCUGGCCUCUUCCUUUCGCCCUGCCCUUCUAGUUGGAGGAGGGAGAAGUGGGGAGUAGUUUUGGAAACUGGUUUGUCCACAUAAACUUCCCCACUGUUCUUUGGCCCACCCUCAGGGCAGAGCCCCCUGCCCAGGCUGGGUAAGAGAUGGGCUUGGUCCAGCAGGGACCCUGAGGGAACAAACCCCUUUCCUUCUGGAGAGAGUGCCUCCCACCCCCACCACGUAGUUGAACAGGGGCUAGGAGCUCCCCACUCUAACAGCAGGCUCUGUGGGUUUCAAUUCCCAUCCUCCCCACCCUGGCUAGGUGUCGUCCACCCUGUAUCCUAUCAUGUGUCUGAGUGUGUGGCGGGGGUUCUGUACUAAUUUCCAUGGCCGGUGGCUUUUCCUUCCAUGCAUCACUCCCCCCCGCAUGCCCAGGGGCCACCCGCCUGGCAUUACCGCAUGCUGGGGUCAUUGGGGGAGGGGGGGGUGGGGCUCACGCUGUCCUGUGGUCUUGAGAUUUUUAUUUUUGCAUAUGUAAUCCAUCCUGUACAGGUAGCUAACUUUGUAAACGCUGUGUAUUCCCUCUGCCCCCAUGGCUGCUGGUGUAAAUAAACUGCAUCUCCCAUUGGUA